Darwinula stevensoni is the source of this 582-nucleotide messenger RNA. Lineage: Eukaryota; Metazoa; Arthropoda; Ostracoda; Podocopida; Darwinulidae. The record is from the annotation of a GenBank genome assembly.
GGCAAGCGUCUGGCCCGUCUACUCAAAGCAGCCAAGCUCAAGGUCUCCAGCGCCUGCAUCGAGGACAUCGACUGGCGAAGCUCCCGAGGCUUGGACCGGCAACUGAUCGCGCAGCUGACCUCCUGCGACUGGCUACGUCACGGACACAAUGUGCUGAUUACCGGCGCGACCGGCGUCGGCAAGACAUGGCUGGCUUGCGCUCUCGGUCAGCAAGCAGCCCGGUCCGGAUUCACAGUGCUGUACCUGAGAGCGCCCAGAAUGCUUGAAGAGCUGCGCGUCGCCCAUGGCGACGGCAGCUUCACUCGCCGGCUCGCUCAGCUGGCCCGAACUGAUUUGCUGGUCAUUGACGACUUCGCCAUCGCACCGAUCUCAGCCUCAGAGCGCAAUGACUUGCUGGAGCUUCUGGACGACCGAGUCGGCUCCAAGGCCACGCUCAUCACCAGCCAACUUCCAGUCAAUUCGUGGCACGAGUGGCUCAAUGACCCGACACUUGCCGACGCCAUUCUGGAUCGCAUUGUUCACUCUGCUCACAAGAUCGGCCUCAAGGGCGAAUCGAUGCGCAGAAAGCAAGCCAAGGCAUGA